UUUUGGCUCUGGCAUUUAUAACUCUCUCUCUCUCUCUCUCUCUCUCUCUCUCUCUCUCUCUCACAGAAGGGUUUCUGAUCCUACCAACAAUCGGCAGAUUGGUGAGAGAUCCCUUUCUCUCCGCCAAAACCCUUUAGGUUGGACACCCAACAUCCCCUUUUGCCAUUCUGCAUCUUUCCUGAUCAUUCAAGAAGGGAAGUGUGGUUUUUGCCCCCUUGACCAUCGCCUGAGAUCGGGAGGAAACUGAUGCUAUGAAAGGGCGGCGAGAAGCGAUUUUGUCGAAAGGCCAGUCGAUUCGAGGGUCGAGAAUCUUCAUAGGUAUUGGAAUCGGCAUUCUCAUUGGCUCCUUCUUCGCCUUCUUUUACCCCAGUGGCUUCAUCCGUCGCCCACCACACAAUGAAGAACUGCUCGAUAUAUCCAAUUUUGAGGUCAGUUCGAUUAACUGUGCAACUCCAGAACAAAUUAGCUCGUUGGGCUCCGAGGUGAUUUCUUUGUCGAAGAAGAACGAGGAAUUGGAGCGACAGAUCAGGGAGUUGAACUUGACACUUCAGAUUGCAGAAAAGGCAAUGGAACUUGCUGAGGAACGAUUCCUUGCAUCGGGGAAGCAGCAGAAAGCCGGCAAUGUCGGUACUGUUAAGAGCGUGAGGACGAAUCCGACCAUUGUUGCGGAUCCGGCCGUCAAUCCGAGGCUGCAGAAGGUCCUUGAGGAAGUGGCUGUUAACAAAGAGAUUAUUGUUGCUGUUGCUAACAUCAAUGUUAAGGACAUGCUGGAGGUUUGGUUCGGGAGCAUCAAGCACGUGGGGAUCCCCAACUAUUUGGUUGUGGCGCUAGAUGAUGCCACUGUGAGCUUCUGCAAGCGAAAGGGUGUUCCAGUUUACAGGAGGAACCCAGAUGAAGGUGUCGAUUCUGUUGCCAAGAACGGAGACAACCAUGCAAUUUCAGGCUUGAAAUUUCGAAUUCUGAGGGAAUUCUUGCAGCUUGGCUACAGUGUUCUUCUCUCUGACGUUGACAUUGUCUAUCUGCAAAACCCAUUUGAUCAUCUAUACAGAGAUUGUGAUGUAGAAUCCAUGACCGAUGGCCAUGACAAUUCGACCGCCUAUGGGUAUAAUGAUGUUUCUGAUGAGCCUACAAUGGGGUGGGCUCGCUAUGCUCACACUAUGCGCAUAUGGGUUUACAACUCUGGUUUCUUCUACAUCAGACCUACCAUUCCAUCAAUUGAGCUUCUGGAUCGUGUUGCGCACAGGCUUGCUACAAAAAAGGGUCUGUGGGAUCAAGCAGUCUUCAAUGAGGAGCUCUGCUUCCCUUCUCACCCUGGAUAUGAUGGCCUCCAUGCAUCAAGGAGAACCAUGGAUUUCUAUAAAUUCAUGAACAGCAAAGUUUUGUUCAAGAGUGUCAGAAAGGACCCCAACUUGGCCAAGUUAAAGCCUGUGAUUGUUCAUAUAAACUAUCAUCCUGAUAAGCUUCCUAGAAUGAAAGCAGUUGUAGAGUAUUAUGUGGACGGGAAGCAAGAUGCAUUACGGAACUUUCCUGAUGGUUCUGACUGGUGAAAACUAUAAGACAGAUGGCGAAUGAAUUCUUGCUUGGGAAUCCUUAGCUCGACGAUCAUGUAGGGACGGAGAAUGUGGUAAGCUGAUUGCAUAGAAUGUAUUAAUUCAAUAUGGUUCUACAGCUGAAUUUCCAAAUCAGUUGUACUUCUCUUGAUUAAUCGGUGUACUAUAUUUUCUUCUUUUUCUGUGGAAAAUGAGUGCUCCUGGUACACCCUAAUUUGAUCCCAUUCUUUAUA
Messenger RNA from Nymphaea colorata (pocket water lily), 1783 nucleotides. Its product is annotated as arabinosyltransferase RRA2-like. NCBI's taxonomy places the organism in Eukaryota, Viridiplantae, Streptophyta, Magnoliopsida, Nymphaeales, Nymphaeaceae. Gene Ontology annotation, molecular function: glycosyltransferase activity. Gene Ontology annotation, biological process: root hair cell development. The transcript has 2 exons. The coding region runs from base 252 to 1547 and encodes 431 amino acids. The record is from RefSeq and is a predicted model, not a curated record.